AUGUGGGAAAUCAACACGUUGAUUGUGGGUGUGCCACACGUGACCUAUGAUGCAAAGGAACUCGACUUAGAUCGGAACUUAAGGCUUGACCUUGUACUUGAAGCCACCUUCCUUGCGGAUACAGCUUUUCUGGGAACUGCCUCUAUCCAACUCAUCCAGGGUGCUUUAACUCUUGCGGCCAUGUCACGAUUGACUUCGGCGCAAGUCAUUAGUCUGGGCGACUAUUUGGAGCCCGACUUUGACCCAGCAUCACUCACUGUGUCACAACUUCUUGGUGUUUUGGGAUACCAUAAUAUCGCAUAUCCAACUCCUUACACCAAGCCAAAGCUUAUUCAAGUUUUCAAUAAUGAAGUCAAAACUAGGGCGAAAAAGUUCAAGAAAGAACGCAUAAAAAAGGAAAAUAGUAUUGCAAGCGAAGAAGGGAUCACGGAUGGAAUUACAGGACAACCAUUAGCUGGCAGGUCGAAACUCCCAGCACCGGUGGCUAGGCGAACGUCUCGUCGCCUUUCACAAAUACCAAAAGAUGAGGAUAGCUCACCCACAAGGCCCGAACCCCCCAAACGACGGAGAUCAUCCGCUCAACCUGUGUUAGGCGGAUCGUCAAAAAGAGUGGCACAAUCUCAGGUAACCCUGAUUGAGGAGAGUGAACCAGAAGAAGAGCAACCCGUAAGGAAAGUAGGCAGAACCAAGAAAUUGUCUGGGGGGGAAGAUAGCGGAUGGGAGGAUAACAACAUCUUUCAAUCUGGUGCUGAAGAUUCCUCACCAGCUCGGCCAUCUCCAAUUCGUCCCAGAGCGUCUAGGGCUAGUGGAAUACCUCGCAAAACACGUAAAUCGACAUCUGCACCUCCGCAACCGUUGGACUCUCCUCUUCGCCCAACUAAUCUCCCCGAUCAUAUUCCACGCUCCCCACCGCAAUCUCCCUUCCGUCCCUCACUUCCGCCUAUUCCAACCUUUGGACGAACACAACCGGAAAAAGUCCGUUUUACGCCCGUCCGCGAAUUCUCUCCAGCCGAACACACCAAGCCUGAGCACCCCCAAGCUCUCCAACGAGCACCCGAAGUGGAACAGCAUGACAACGUUGACGAAUCUCCGAAAGAUAGUGACAGUCAAAUCGACGAAGCUAUUUCUCGGAUUAUGUCCGAAGAAAUGCAUGAUGUGGAUGUAUACCCGAGUGCAGAACCAUCGGCUCCCGUAAAUCGAUUGGCCAGGGGUGUUGUAUGGGCACUUAUUUUUGCAUCACUUUUUGGAAUCUACAGUUACAAGUCAGAAUCCGCGUCAAUAGGCUUCUGUGAAAGAGGAAGUAACACUAGCCAAGCGCUCGACAAUAUCUUGUUUGAUCGAGCGGCCAAGGAAGCUUGUCAAAGACGGAACUCUCUGCUUCAAAACUCAUCUCAGCCACACGAAGAGCUCGCGAAAGGGUAUGAAGAUUGCGGACUACCUCCUUUGGUCCCCAUUCCUCACCCUAGUUCGUGUACCUCAUGUCCAGACCAUGCUUCUUGCAGUCAAUUUGAGGUGACUUGCGAUUCAGGGUAUCUGCUGAAACCGCACAUCUUGCUGUCGUUUAUACCAGUGUCUCCGUCUAGAUCUUCUCUUACGACUUCAUAUGUGCCACAGCUUAGCGAAGGGUUCUUCAAAGCUGUAUCCAUUGCUACAGAUGGUUUCCCUGGCUUUGGAAGUGUUGGCUUACCACCUCGUUGCGUAGAAGAUCCCCAAAGAAGGCGACACAUUGGAGCAAUGGGAAAGUCCAUAGAAUCACGGUUAGCAAAGGAAAGAGGAAAGCGCGUUUGUCGCGGAGAUCAUACCACACCUGUAUCGGACUCUCAGGCCCAAUUGGACGAAGCUGUUAAAUGGGGUGUAGAGGAAAAUCAAUUAAGAGAAUUUUACCGGAAAACCGCAUCCCCCAAAGUAUUACCUCAAUUCGAUGAAAUGUUUGACAAGGCUAUUCAGCAAUUGACUGAAUGGGGAGGUGUAUUCAUUGGCCAAGAUGCAGACGGGAAACGUUACAUUGCCAAUAAGACUCCCGAGAUGAGCUGGCAGUGCAUAGUUGCCGUUAAGUCUCGAGAGACAUGGGCCGUAUGGCGGACGACAGUCAUCGCCUCCGUUGUCUCCAUUUUGGCUAUUUUAGGUGGACGACUUCGGUUGACGCAGAAACAAAAGGAAAAUAGGCGCAUUGCUGGUUUGGUGCAGGUGGCCUUGGACACUUUACGUAACCAGGAAAUGGCACACUAUACCGACCCUAUUUCUGCGCCUCAGCCAUAUCUGUCCUCAAUUCAGCUCCGAGACCUGGUGCUGCAAGAAGAGCACUCGGUUCCGACGAGAAGACGGCUAUGGGAGCGCGUGGAGCGCGUGGUGGAAAGCAAUGCGAAUGUGAGAGCUAAUCUAGAGGAGAUCGAGGGUGGAGAUGAAACUAGGGUUUGGAGAUGGGUGGGAAGCACUGGCAGAACUCCGGGAAGACGAGGGGUGCACGAAGUGGAAGCUGGUGGUUAA
Messenger RNA from Psilocybe cubensis, 2487 nucleotides. RefSeq lists its product as uncharacterized. NCBI's taxonomy places the organism in Eukaryota, Fungi, Basidiomycota, Agaricomycetes, Agaricales, Agrocybaceae. Gene Ontology annotation, cellular component: nuclear inner membrane. The record is from RefSeq and is a predicted model, not a curated record. Gene Ontology annotation, molecular function: chromatin binding. Bases 1 to 2487 code for a protein of 828 amino acids. The transcript has 9 exons.